UAUAUCUGCUUGUCUUAUAUUUCUGGUAUUUGCUAUAAAUUGAUGUGAUAGGUGUUUCAAGUGAUAAUUUCUGUGUGUGUGUGUGCAUGUGUAUUUUCUCAAAUUCUUAAUAUGUUUUUCUCUAAUUAUUCUGUUUAGAUUACUGAGUGCAGGCCUACAUAGCUGCUUCCAUUUUGAGAUGAGGCUAGUCGUGGCAGGAUGAUGUCGGUAGAAAACAUUAAAAGAUGGGCAUUAUGUAAACAAAUCCGUACUUUGGUUUCCUUGAACAACCUUCUUGUGGUGCUUCACUGAAUGGUGAUCUCUGAUCUGAGAACCAGGUCUGUUGCCAGAUCUCAAGUAGUGCUGUGGAGGAAACCUCGACCUGUCUCUCAGCUGGUUGCACAACAAGUUACCCAACAGUUUGUGCCCCCUACACAAUCAAAGAAAGAGAAAAAAGACAAAGUAGAAAAGGAAAAAUCUGAAAAGGAAACAGCUAGCAAAAAGAACUGUCAUAAGAAAACCAGGCCAAGAUUGAAAAACGUGGAUCGAAGUAGUGCCCAGCAUUUGGAAGUUACCGUUGGAGAUCUGACAGUCAUUAUAACAGACUUUAAGGAGAAAACUAAGUCACCACCUGCUUCCAGUGCUGCUUCUGCGGAUCAGCAUAGUCAGAGUGGUUCUAGCUCUGACAAUACAGAGAGGGGAAUGUCCAGGUCGUCUUCACCCAGAGGAGAAGCCUCAUCAUUGAAUGGAGAAUCUCAUUAAAAUUUAUUUUCUCCAGUUUCUUUAGUCUCUUCUCUUCAAAACAUGCAAAUAUACAACUUCUGCCAACAAUUACCACAUUUUCAUGACAGAUUACCCAGGCACAAUUAAUAUGUUUAUUGGAAUAAUUUAUGCAGUUUUACAAAAAAUGAAGUGAAGCCGGAGAAUAAAAUAAUUUAAAUGAUGUAUAUGCUGCAUUUAUAUGCUGCAUUUCAGACUAACUUUUUGAUUUUCACAUUUAAAGGUGCCAUGAAAAUGUGGUUUGAAUGUUCAUUAUACAGUGUUAUUGGUAAGUUCAUUUUCACUUUUAGUUUAGUGAAUUCUAACACAAUUUUUGGAUUCUCUACUAUUGGCAUGUACUGAAUUUAAAUUUUUAUAACAUCGUUCAAGCUGCCUAAAUAUGUAUUUGAGAAUUGUGAACCAUAGUUAUAUGUAUGCAAGUCAAAGAUCAACUUAAUCAGCUAUUGCUGCAACAGAAUUUUCAUAAUGAUUAUCUUCUUAAAACACCUGCUGGUACUUGGUGUGGUUAAAUAGGAAAAUGGUUAUUAAAUAAAACAUUUGUAUGAAUUUUUGCCAAUGUUUGACACAUUUUACUAGAUUACUGUUACUGAAUUAUGUUGCUGGUUUUACCAAUCCUCACACUUAAGACACUUACUGUAAUGUUUACAAGUAAAAUAGUAAACAUAUUUGAAGCAUUGAUUGUUUAGCUUUAUAAUUCAGAUACAGUACUACAUUGUCAUUUUACACUGGUAUUCUUUGUUUUAUAAUUAACAUAUUGAAUCUCUACAUAAGCAUUUGGCAAAAAGACUGAAGGUAAUUUUAAAAUCUGAAAUUUUGAAAAAGCUUUAAAAAUAACUUAAAAGUGCAGUUCUCAUAUCUGCUCAGUAGUCAUCCCUUGACAGACUUGCACAGUGUCAUAGUCAAUUUUCAGUUCAGAACAGAAAUAUUAAAUAGUGCACUUGAGUAAGAAAAUAACAAAUAAUGCUAUUGCUUUAUGUUCAAUUUACUAGAUCUUGAUUUGGCCCUAUAUUUAAUAUUGCAUCAAUCAUAAGAAAAAAAAUAACCCUAUUUUCUGGCAUAAACUGUCAAAAUUUAUGCAUUUAGCAAUAUACCAAUAUAGAGCAAAAAUAUUUACAAUCCCAUCUGGUAUUAUGUAAAAUUACCAAUAAAAUAUUUUUAUGAAUACAGAUUUUGCAUUUUUGUUUACAACCAAUAAAUGUUUUUGAUGCACAAAGGUCCAUGUAUAGAUUUAAAAGAUAAGUUCAGAUUCAAUACAAAAAUCCAUUUGGCUUCUGUAGUAAGGAAGCCCACUUUAUUGAUUCUCUCCUAUCUUUCUCUUGUUCAAAAUAUAUUUUUGGGCCAGUAUGAAAGUCGGAUAGAAUUUUUGGUAGUAAAUCCAGCCCUAAAAUAUUACCUACAUUUAAAACAUCUCAUAACAGCAAAAGUAAUGGAUUUUUGUAGCCCCUGACAAUUGUGAUGUUUGGUGGUUUCUUGUAGUAAUGUAUUUUUCUGUUUUUAAUGCAGUACUUCUACAGGCACAAUGGUACUGUCUAUUUUGUAAGAUGCUAGUUGUGAAAUACAGUUAGUUGCAUAAAAUGAAAGUCUGAUGUGAUAUCUAAAAACUUACAUACCUCAUUCCUUGGUGUUGCUGUUAAGCUUUUAAAAAUCCAAUGUUAAUUAUAGGUUAUUUCAAAUGAAUAACUACUGACCUAGUUAAAAUGUAUUAUACUUUAUCUUACUAAACAGUACAUUUCUUCAUUCCAGUUUUCUUCUCAGAUUUAAAUAUCUCUUUAAACAUUGAAUUUUGAGUUUCAUAAAUGUUUUUAGGUUGGGGGUGGACUGGGUGUCAAAAUUAUGUAUUUUCCAUUGCAAGAAUUGGCAUACAUAUUUCUCAGUUUUAUUUUCUUACAAUAUAUUUUAGGUGGCACUAUGUGCAGAGUGUCCUGAGUUUAUGAAUUACAGGGAAACCUAAUUUUUGGAGUUAUAAGUAUAAUGGUAGUGAAUCAGUGCAAUGUCCUUGAUACAAUAUGCAUGUGAAAUGCUAACACAUUUCAGUAUUUUUGCAAGCAUAAAAUGGUAAUGAAGCACCAAUAAUUCACUGAAUCAGGCCCUUGUUACCAUUCAACUUAGUAUGGAUAGACAUAGGUCUGGCAGCAACAGGUCUUUCCAUUUGUAUAAAUAAGCAGUUAUUGCUAUAAUCUCAUUAGUAAGGAAAGCAAUCUUCAGCAUCUCUAAGGGCCAGUUUAAUAUGUGGUUGAAAUGGAACAAGUGACUGUAAAAAAACAAAAAAACAAAAAAACCCAAAACCACAACCCCCCCAGCCCCCUCCCACACACACUUUAGAGACCUCAUUUCUAUUAAUUGAAAUUAUUUAAAUCAAAUAUUCUCCAUUUGUGAAAUGGCAUGAUUUUUUGUUAACUGUCAGUACUACGUACUCCAGGUAGAAUCUGAAUAUCAAGCUGUAGUAUGAAGGCAGAAAGAACAAAUAAUAUUUAGCUUGCCAUUACUACUGAUGCAUACAACAAUUAGAAUUGUUUUGCUUUCCUACAGCUUAAAGCGGUGUGAUGAUGCUGUUAGCUGUGUAGGAAAAAAAUGGUAAAAUAAGGCAACCAGACUCAAGUUACUCAACUAUUUAACAAGCCUCACCUUUGUACUUUCUAAAAAAAAUUCUUCUAAACCAAGUCCUUUUUCUAACUGCAAGUACACAAAACUGUUUGUUACAUCUUUAUUCAGUUGUAGAAAGUGAAAACCUACCAUUAUAACUUAUUUUGUUAGUUAUUCUCCUUUUACUACACUCUGCAUAGUGACUGAUCAUCAUCCGUUCGUUACCUUCUAAGUAUAUACACCAUUCUUCAUCAGCCAUGCAUUUUUGGGUGUUUACAUGAGAUGAUCAACAAAGAUGAAUGUGAUGGUGUUCCAUGUAAAUAAGUUCCUUUGUGCAUUGAUUGUCCAGUGUUUAAAAAAAAAAAAGCAGGGGGGGAGGGGGGGAGAGGGAGAAUGAGAUGCAGUUAAUUUGCUGUAAAAGUGUACAAUAAUUCAAUGUUUUGUCAUCCUGUCUUUGCCACUAAUUAUAGCUGGCAUAAGGAAAUGCUGAAAUAUACAAUAGUAGGCUGUGA
Messenger RNA from Alligator sinensis (Chinese alligator), 3854 nucleotides. It is a transcript of the gene YAF2, whose product is annotated as YY1 associated factor 2. The record is from RefSeq and is a predicted model, not a curated record. The coding region runs from base 292 to 741 and encodes 149 amino acids. The transcript has 4 exons. Gene Ontology annotation, molecular function: DNA binding; transcription coregulator activity. Gene Ontology annotation, biological process: positive regulation of DNA-templated transcription. NCBI's taxonomy places the organism in Eukaryota, Metazoa, Chordata, Crocodylia, Alligatoridae. Gene Ontology annotation, cellular component: nucleus.